Messenger RNA from Hippopotamus amphibius kiboko, 3938 nucleotides. It is a transcript of the gene EVI5L, whose product is annotated as ecotropic viral integration site 5 like. Lineage: Eukaryota; Metazoa; Chordata; Mammalia; Artiodactyla; Hippopotamidae. The transcript is spliced from 19 exons. The record is from RefSeq and is a predicted model, not a curated record. The coding region runs from base 221 to 2725 and encodes 834 amino acids.
GCGGCUCCUGUCAGCGGGUGAAAUGGCAGCGGCGGAGCCGGCGGCGGCCGCGGUCCCGGGGGGCGGCUGAGGGGGCCGGGCCGGGGCUGCGGGGCGAGCGACGCGGCGGGGAUCCGUCGGCGCGGCCCGGGACGGCGAGGCUCGUCAUGGCGCUGGCGGUGCGCUCUUCGCAGACAGAGCUGUGACCUGGCCCUGCUCGUGGCUGAGGAGCCUACCCACCAUGGCGAGCCCCACUCUGAGCCCCGACUCCUCGUCCCAGGAGGCCCUGUCGGCCCCCACCUGCUCCCCAACCUCUGACUCCGAGAACCUCAGCCCUGAUGAGCUGGAGCUGUUGGCCAAGCUCGAAGAGCAGAAUCGGCUCCUGGAAGCCGACUCCAAGUCCAUGCGCUCCAUGAAUGGCUCCCGGCGGAACAGCGGCUCGUCGCUGGUGUCCAGCUCCUCAGCCUCCUCCAACCUGAGCCACCUGGAGGAGGAUACGUGGAUCCUGUGGGGCCGGAUCGCCAACGAGUGGGAGGAGUGGCGGCGCAGGAAGGAGAAGCUGCUCAAGGAGCUGAUCCGCAAGGGCAUCCCGCACCACUUCCGGGCCAUCGUGUGGCAGCUCCUGUGCAGCGCCACCGACAUGCCCGUCAAGAACCAGUACUCGGAGCUGCUCAAGAUGUCCUCGCCCUGCGAGAAGCUGAUCCGCAGGGACAUCGCCCGCACCUACCCGGAGCACGAGUUCUUCAAGGGCCAGGACAGCCUGGGCCAGGAGGUGCUCUUCAACGUCAUGAAGGCCUACUCCCUGGUGGACCGGGAGGUGGGCUACUGCCAGGGCAGCGCCUUCAUCGUGGGCCUGCUCCUCAUGCAGAUGCCCGAGGAGGAGGCCUUCUGUGUGUUUGUGCGGCUGAUGCAGGAGUACCGCCUGCGGGAGCUCUUCAAGCCCAGCAUGGCCGAGCUGGGGCUCUGCAUCUACCAGUUCGAGUACAUGCUACAGGAGCAGCUCCCGGACCUGAACACCCACUUCCGCUCCCAGAGCUUCCACACGUCCAUGUAUGCCUCGUCCUGGUUCCUCACGCUCUUCCUGACCACCUUCCCACUGCCCGUCGCCACCCGUGUCUUUGACAUCUUCAUGUACGAGGGCCUAGAGAUCGUGUUUCGGGUGGGCCUCGCCCUGCUGCAGGUGAACCAGACAGAGCUGAUGCAGCUGGACAUGGAGGGGAUGUCCCAGUACUUCCAGAGAGUGAUCCCCCAUCAGUUCGACAGCUGCCCAGACAAGCUGAUCCUCAAGGCUUACCAGGUCAAGUACAACCCCAAGAAGAUGAAGAGGCUGGAGAAGGAGUACGCGGCCAUGAAGAGCAAGGAGAUGGAGGAGCAGAUCGAGAUCAAAAGGCUUCGGACAGAGAACCGGCUCCUGAAGCAGCGGAUUGAGACCCUGGAGAAGGAGAGCGCUGCUCUGGCUGAUAGGUUAAUCCAGGGGCAGGUGACACGAGCGCAGGAGGCCGAGGAGAACUACGUCAUCAAGCGGGAGCUGGCAGUGGUGCGGCAGCAGUGCAGCUCGGCAGCCGAGGACCUGCAGAAGGCACAGAGCACCAUCCGGCAACUGCAGCAGCAGCAGGAUAACCCGCGCCUCACUGAGGACUUUGUGGCCCACCUGGAGAUGGAGCUGGAGCAGUCACGGCUGCGGGAGACCGAGACUCUGGGGGCCCUGCGGGAGAUGCAGGACAAGGUUCUAGACAUGGAGAAGAGGAACAGCUCGCUGCCCGACGAGAACAACGUGGCCCGGCUGCAGGAGGAGCUGAAGGCGCUCAAGGUGCGGGAGGGCGAGGCCGUGGCCUCGGCGCGGGAACUGAAACUGCAGCUGCAGGAGCUCUCCGACACCUGGCAGGUAAGGGAGGGCCUCGCUCGACGCGCACGGAGCGGCGUCGGGGCUCCCGGGCGGAGGUCGACCGUCGACCUCUGUCCUCAGGCUCAUCUGUCCCGCGGCGGCCGCUGGAAGGAGUCCCCGCGGAAGCUGGUCCUGGGCGAGCUGCAGGACGAGCUGAUGAGCGUGCGGCUGCGCGAGGCCCAGGCUCUGGCCGACGGCCGCGAGCUGCGGCAGCGCGUGGUGGAGCUCGAGACGCAGGACCACAUCCACCGCAACCUGCUGAACCGCGUGGAGGCGGAGCGAGCGGCGCUGCAGGAGAAGCUGCAGUACCUGGCGGCACAGAACAAGGGGCUGCAGACGCAGCUCAGCGAGAGCCGCCGCAAGCAGGCGGAGGCCGAGUGCAAGAGCAAGGAGGAGGUGAUGGCCGUGCGCCUGCGGGAGGCGGACAGCAUGGCGGCGGUGGCUGAGAUGCGGCAGCGCAUCGCCGAGCUGGAGAUCCAGAGGGAGGAGGGCCGCAUCCAGGGCCAGCUGAACCACUCGGACUCGUCGCAGUACAUCCGCGAGCUCAAGGACCAGAUCGAGGAGCUGAAGGCCGAGGUGCGGCUGCUGAAGGGCCCGCCGCCCUUCGAGGACCCGCUGGCCUUCGACGGGCUCGGCCUGGCGCGGCACCUGGAUGAGGACUCGCUGCCUUCGUCCGACGAGGAGCUGCUCGGCGUGGGUGUGGGCGUGGGCGCGGCGCUGCAGGACGCGCUCUACCCGCUGUCCCCGCGCGACGCGCGCUUCUUCCGCCGUCUGGAGCGGCCGGCCAAGGACAGUGAGGGCAGCUCAGACAGCGACGCCGACGAGCUGGCCGCGCCCUACAGCCAGGGCCUGGACAACUGAGGCCGUCCCCCGCGUGCUCGGAGCCCGGGGGCCACCGCCUGCCUGCUCCUUCGCCACUGCCCGCACUUAACAAACUCCACGCCCUCGGUGGUUCCGCCCACCCCGAGAGCCAGGCCCAGCGCGGCAGGGCGCAGAGGGUAGGACUGCAGGCCGGGGGUCCUCAGAGUCCCCUGGCAGGCCCACCCUCCCCAGCAGUGUUUACCCAUCUUGGUCUGUACCCCUCUGGGCCCAGUUACCUGGAGGGUCUGCCCCUCAACAGCCAGGGCAGGGGAGGACCCAGAGGUCCCAGGACUGGACAAGCGGAAAGCUGCCGGCUCCUAGCCGGCCUCUUACUGGGACAAGGAUGGCCCUGCUGGGAAGGGCCCAGGAGCUAGAGGGGGCCUGGGGAAGAAGGGGCCGCUCUAGGCCAGACGUUACCACUCCACGAAGGCCCCGGGGACCCUUGGCCUCUGGGGACAGAUGGCCAGGCUGGGCUUUCCUGCCUGGUGCAGGUGUUGUGGCCCCUGCGACAGAAACCAAAGUCACCCCUACUGUGUGCAGGGCCACCGGGGUGUGAGUGGCCAGCCGGAACCAGCCAGGGCCUGGGCAGUGUCUGUCCUUUCUCCUUGGGGGCCAGAGCAGCUGGAAGGAAGUGAAGAGAACCCCUCUCUCCCCAUCACCCCACAUCUUCCUCCGUGACAGUCCCAUCACCCCAGCUUGGCCAGUGAUGGAGGAGCUCCCCCACCCAGGCUAGCCCCCUCUCCAGGGGGUCCCCAGCCUCCACUUCCCUUCUGUGUCCCUGGCCCCACCCUCCAGCCAGGGCUAGGCCCCAGGGGAGGAGGCCUCCCAGCUGAGUUGCCUCCCCGCACCUGCUCACGGUGGUCCCGUGGUCUCUGCUGAGUCACAACCGAGAACGGUGCCAAAGUCCAAUGAUGCCCUCAGACCCCCACCCGCCGGGGCCUCACGACCCUCGGGCUGACCCUCUCGGUGCUCCUGGAGCCUAGAGCAGCAUCACAAGCAGUCUCCCUGGCGCUUCCUGGGGUGGGGAUCCACGCUCAGUGACCCCUUCCUGGUCGCCCACUCCUCAGUGUUACAAAGCCUGGGGACCAGGGUGGGCAUCCGAGGGGCUCUCCCACGUGCCCCCCACACUGCCCACCACCAUUUUGCACACUGCCUGUUCACACUCCACAUGUCGCCCAGGCGGGAAAGAUGGAAAAUAAAGUGUAUUUACACA